GCCAUCUUGUUUAUAACGUCAACCGGCUUCUAAAUUUAUUUGAGAAACCGACUCAAUGGGUGCAGCCUUUAAUACAGAGAUUCCAGGUGGAGGGACAGAGGGCUACCAUGUUCUUAGUGUACAACCAUGAUCUCCUGGACAUUAGGCAGGGUUAGAGGCUUUCUUUGACUUCAUUGUUGCUAUUGGAAAUACAAGACUGAACCAAGAUGACGAUACGUUGACAAGUUUAUUGAGAGCAAAUAUUGAAAAAUGUAAAGUGAAAAUGGUUGUACAUAGCAGUAAAACACAAUCAGUUAGGGAAGCCACAAUUAUACCUAGUCAUAACUGGGGUGGUGAAGGAGUUAUUGGUGUUAGUAUCAGAUUCUGUUCAUUUGAAUGUGCCAAUGAGAAUGUUUGGCAUGUGUUAGAAGUUAAUCCGAAUUCACCAGCUGAUUUGGCAGGACUCAAACCUCAUACAGAUUAUAUCAUUGGUGCAGAUUCUGUAUUACAUGAGACAGAUGACUGAUUCACCUUGAUAGAAAACCAUGAAGGGAAGCCAUUGAGGUUAUAUGUGUACAACACAGACAGUGAUGUAUGUAGGGAAGUUACAAUAAUUAUUACACCUAAUAGAGCUUGGGGAGGUGAGGGAAGCCUCGGAUAUGGAUAUUUACACAGAAUACCUAAACGACAGUUUCCAAGUUCAAAUCCUCUAAAAUCAUUUAAUGAAGCAGUAAUAGUACCUAAUCCACAGAAAACACUUGAUGGCUUCGCUGAGGUAAAUUUAUCAAGUUCACCUUUACAAGGUACAGAUUUAACAGCUGGGAUAACAAAUAUAUCAUUAAAUACAGGAACACCAACAAUACCUGUAUUACCAACAUCUGUAGGAACAGCAGGUCAAAAUCAAGUGGGUGGGGGUACCGUUACAACCUUUCCCUAACUUUACAGCUAGUGGUGCAGCCAUUCCAUCAAAUUUUCCACUACCAACCCUGCCUAUUUUAGGGAAUAUGUCGAUGCCACCAUUAUCAACACCUAUCUCUAUAGUGGGGAUGCCGCCUGGG
Mytilus trossulus (common blue mussel) is the source of this 1037-nucleotide messenger RNA. RefSeq names its product Golgi reassembly-stacking protein 2-like. The record is from RefSeq and is a predicted model, not a curated record. Gene Ontology annotation, cellular component: Golgi apparatus. Lineage: Eukaryota; Metazoa; Mollusca; Bivalvia; Mytilida; Mytilidae. Gene Ontology annotation, biological process: Golgi organization. Gene Ontology annotation, molecular function: protein binding.